AUGAAUGUCGCAAGAGGCUCAGUGCUGAUCAAUGAAGACAUGCCGCAUCAAGAGGUUCAGAACAGAGAUAUCUUUGAGUCUACUGACUACAAAGCGUUUUUUGAUAACUCAGUCAAAGAGGAAUUCGAGGAGUUCGUGUACUUGAUAUCAAGGGGAAAGUAUGAAGAAGUGUUACAAGAGGCAGAGAACAUUGAAUUGAAGAUGGAUUAGGAGUUGAGGCCAACUGGGGAUAACAUUGUUCAUGUAUGUGCUGAAUAUGGCUAGGUUAGAUUAUUACAGCAUUUUAUCCAGAAGGGUGGCAACUAUCUGUCAAGAAACUAUGCAGAGGAAUAACCGAUGCAUGUGGCAGCAAGAGAAGGCAAGGUGGAUGUGAUUAAGUAUUUCCUGGAGUUUCAUAGAGAUAAAAUAGAGGUUGACUGCAAGAUGAUGGACAACUGGACUCCAUUUUUCUAUGCAGCUGUGAACGGAUACUUGCUCACAGUGGAUGUGUUAGCUAAAGAAGGAAAAUGCAAUGUUAAUCACUUGGAUAAGUUCAAUAGAACUGCAUUACACUGGGCGGCUAGAUAUAAUAAUGUUGCUAUGGUAAGAAAGCUAUUGGAUCUAGGAGUAACCUAUGAUUUGAAAGAUGUAGAAGGUCUAACUGCUUUUGAUCUGGCUAAAUAGAACAGCAGCUAUGAAGUGGCUCAGAUGAUCAGCCAGCAUAUGUAAAAAUACUCCAAGGAUAAAGAUAAGAAGGUCACUAGAGAUAAUUAUAAGGAAAAAGAAAAAGAUUGA
Stylonychia lemnae is the source of this 774-nucleotide messenger RNA. NCBI's taxonomy places the organism in Eukaryota, Ciliophora, Spirotrichea, Sporadotrichida, Oxytrichidae. The record is from the annotation of a GenBank genome assembly.